Molecule: messenger RNA, 2793 nt
Organism: Coregonus sp. 'balchen'
Lineage: Eukaryota; Metazoa; Chordata; Actinopteri; Salmoniformes; Salmonidae
Source: the annotation of a GenBank genome assembly
GAUGCCUUCCUCAGUGCCCUGAAGGAGGCAGGAGACAAGCUGGUGGUAGUAGACUUCACAGCCUCCUGGUGCGGCCCCUGCAAGAACAUCGCACCCUUCUUCAAAGUGAGUGGUCCAACACUCAAUAUCUCUAGCUUAGUAGCUUAGCUGUAUCAUUACACACGCAGGAAAAUUCUUCCGAUUAGGUUCUGAAUGCAUGUUCUAGGGCCUGCCUGUAUUCAUAAAGCGUCUUAGACUUGGAGUGCUGAUCUAGGAUCAGUUCUCCCUUUUAGAUCAUAAUCAAGAUGAGUACAAGGACAGGGUGGAUCUGAUAGUAGAUCAGCUCUCCCACUGAGACGCUUUAUGAAUACAGGCCCAGCUGUGCCUAGUCUAGUUAAGAUUCACCCUGGUAGCUGUCAGAUGGUCUCCUGUGAGAGGCCUCAUGUAAAGUGGGGAGUCUGAAGGGGUUGGUCUGAGCCAGAGAUAUUAUGGAGGAAAAAAACCUGAGUGCAUCCCAAAUGCCACCCCAUUCCCUACAUAGCAUACUACUUUUGUCCAUGGCUCUGGUAAAAAGUAGUGCCCUAUAAAGGGAAUAGGGUGGCAUUUGGGACGUAGCCCGUCUUCGACUGAGCCCUGUUGUGGUGGCUGUGUCGUCUUGGCGACCAUCGGGGAAGCCUCCUCUAGGACUUGGCACCUUGCACUUAUCAAGUGAAGGGCCCUUAAUAUAGACUGUAAACAGAAUGCUAAUGAACAAUGCUGAGAUGAUCAAUCAUAAGCCCACUGAGGCAGAGCAGGGUUGUGUAAAGUAGGGCCUUGCCGUAAAAAAACGUUUUCAAACGGAAAACUGGGGGCAAUACUCGUAUUACAUAGCAUUCUAGUGGAGAUGAUGUGAAUCAAAACCAAUGGUGUUUGUCCUCCAUCAAUACCCCUUGUAUGGUAUGUCUCUAUCUAUAAGGACAGUACUGGGUCAAUAAUAGACUGGUGGAUACAUGAGCUGCUGUGCUCAGAUUAGUGUUGCAAAAUUCCCAAGGUUUCCAGUAAUCCUGUUUGGAGGAUUCUGGAAUUCCUGCUUAUACCCCCCCCCCCCCCCCCCAUUGGGGCUGUUUUGCUGACAUUUGACCUUUAACCUGUGCUCUCUGCUCCUCCUACAGGGGCUGUCGGAAAAACCAGAGAACAAGAACGUGGUAUUCCUCAAGGUGGACGUGGACGAGGCAGCGGUGAGUCACACAGCCGUGUGUGUGUAUGUUCCACAAACAUUGAACAAUUGUUAAUUGUUUUUCUCAUUGAAAGUGCUUGGGCAUUAUGUACUGAAUGUUGACGUGAUGUAGUGGGACGGUUAUCAGAUUCUCUGUGAAUUAGUACACAGUCCAGUUGGUGUAUUUGAAUACAGAUAUCCCUUUGUAGAGAUAGAUGACUCGCCUCAAAUGUAUGUAGAUCUAUUGGGAAACCCCACGAGGCGAUCUCUUGAAGUACAAGAGUUGAGAGAAUUCUUCGGUUAGGAAAGCAGGGUCAGUAGAAGAGAUGGCCUCGUGGGGUUCAGGUGAAAGGUUACUGUCCAAUUGUGUGACGUUGUUGCAUUGAGCUGGGGUUGCUGUGGCUACGGGAAGUGGCUUUGUGUUGGGUAUUUGUUUACAGUCCAGACACUGGUUGAACACCUCAGUCAGUCAUUAUCUCAGCUGUCUGUGUUGAGUCAUAUUGUAUGAAAUCAUAUAGCCUACUGUGUGUGUGGGGCCGGGUUUCCACAGAGGUGGGGUUUUCCAAGACCUACUCUUCUGCUUUGCCCUUGUAUAUUAUUACAGCAGGCUUGAGGCAUUUUGCCCAGUCAGUUAGACAGGACAGGUUUGUCCUAACAAAGGCCUUCCUUACUGGGUGUUACUCAACCACAUGGAUGUGAUUUUUAUAGAGGGAGCUUGUUUCUUUACACUACUACUGUACAUUUUUAGCAUGGCUCCUAAUACCCAUGGAAAAAUAGUUUUAAAAACGCAUAACAGGGAUUUGAGAGGAAUGGGAGAUAGAGGACUACAGCAGUGCUGAGGCAGAGGGCUCGUAGUGAGGACAACUGGCUACUAUUCUGAACUUUGUGUGGUGAGCUUUCUGGUACCCAGAGCUACGGAGGCAUCACCCAAGUGGGUGCUACACAGAGUGGAAGAGAAGUCCAGUGUCUAUAAGAGUCAGGCUGGUUCUCAGACUUGCCCUCUACAAGAUCAUCAGCAGACUCCAUCAUCUAGCAUCCUCUAACCAGCUCUCUCCACUUAAGACAUGAACUGACUUCUCCAUCUUCGGAGGAUGCAGCUUUCAAAGACUUGGUCUCUAUUGGUUGACCUGUCAUGAUAUAUUGCUUGUUUUGUUUUAGGCUCUUGAAGCGCUUUGAGAUUCUAUGAAAAGCGCUAUAGAAAUGUAAUUUAAUAUUAUAAGGGUCUGAGUUUUAAUCACCAUUCACUCUGCCUCUCCUUCUGUAGGAUGUGGCCCAACACUGUGACAUCAAAUGCAUGCCAACGUUCCAUUUCUACAAGAAUGAGAAAAAGGUGGGUCUUUUCUUGUAAUGAAUCUUUUCCUUUUCAUUAAUAAUAUUAAAAGGGGGUAACUCCAUUUUAAUUGAUGGUCUCUUUAAUUGAUUUACCUCUCGGGCCAAAUACGGUAUUAUAUUUAGUAUAAAAGGUGGCUAUACUGCUAUACUAGCCUAUGUUUUUCACCAUUAUUGUAGUACGUUGAAAGUGAUCUUAGAAUUCCUUGUGGUGUCGUUCCCAGGUGGAUGAUUUCUCCGGGUCCAACGAAGUCAAACUGGAGGAGAAGGUCAACACUCUGAGGUCAUGA